Molecule: messenger RNA, 2026 nt
Organism: Caenorhabditis sp. 36 PRJEB53466
Lineage: Eukaryota; Metazoa; Nematoda; Chromadorea; Rhabditida; Rhabditidae
Source: the annotation of a GenBank genome assembly
AUGUCUACUGCGCACAAUUCGAACCAACCGAUCACGCUCAGAUCCGUCGCAAAUCAGAUCACGAAACCGUUCCGAGUGAGUACAUGUCUGAAAUCGACCAAUUGAAAAAAGACCUUGUGUUUUCAGUGGUUGAACAGGAAACUCGUCGGAGAGCCGGCCGAAAUGUGCCGUCUCAUCGAAGUGAUCGGACGUGGAGAGUUCGGAAGAUCGAUUCUGGCGCAGAGCUCUUCCACGAUGCGCUUCCACACGUUCAAAGUGAUGAAGAAAGGAGAGGAGGCGAUGACGGAGAAGCGGAUGUUCGAAGUGUUGCCGUGGUCGGAUUCCUCGUUGCUCGUCCACGUCUUCAGUUGUUUUGAGACUCCUCAAAGCAUUGUGUUCAACAUGGAAUACACCUCCGAGUUCCUCAAGCUCCGUCUCGAAAAAGGUCCGAUCCGGUCAGAUUCGGCCCGAUUUUAUGGUGCCUGUGUCCUGAUGGGAGUCCAGUUCCUUCACGAUCUGAAGAUCUGCCACAAUAAUUUGAAGUUAGAGGCCAUUUUCCUGGACCUAAAUGGUUACGCAAAGAUCGGAGGCUUGGGGAAUUGUGUCGAGAGAAUGGGAGCAUUCGACAGUACAACGUCGGUUCCCGAGAAUUCGAAGGACGUCGCUCGUUAGUUUCUUUGCUAUAAUUUCCAAGAAAAUGAGUUCAUUUUUACAGCGGAAAUUAUAAAAGGGUAUCCCCACACCCGAGCGGUCGAUUGGUGGUCUCUCGGGGUGCUGAUCAAGCAAAUGUUAACCGGGGCGAGGGCGACGGAGGAGGAAACCGCAGUUUCCGAUGCUGCUUUCGAUCUGAUCACGAAAGUGAGUGAAACCGCACUCUAAACACAAUCGGCUUCAUUUUUCACGUUUCAGCUGCUCGCCGAGGAUCCGAAAGAUCGCUUGGGGUACGGAAACAGAGGAGCCGAGGAGAUCAAGAACGAAGAGUAUUUCAAAGGCUGCGACUGGCAUGGAAUCAACUUCCAUCAGGUUAUGCCGUCCUUCAGGCCCGAGAUUGUGAGUUUUCGCACUUUUGACUUGUAAGACGAUGCUUUUUUAGCGGUUUUCGGAAGACGUGGACGAUGCCUCCGAACAGAAGGGUGUGCAGUUGUCGAAGGAGAACGUCGUGAAGAAGUCCGAUCGCCGGCGCUUCGAUGAAAUCGUCUCCUUGAUGGAAUAGUUCACUGAAUAUCCCUUUUUCUCCAGACAAGUUUUUCCUUCACUUUUUCUGUGCACCCAGUAGAUUCCGGUUCUCCCUCUAGACUAAUAUCAUCAUCCGAUUUUCGCUCCUCCCGCUCGCUCUCCUCAUUUUGCAUCCAAUUUCUGAGCGUAUUUCCACCGGUUAUCACUUUUGUCUGGAAAAACUAUCAAAGAAGAACAGAAUCUGAAACACAUUUGCUCAAUAGCGAUUAUGCAAACGCAAACGAUCUCGCCAAAGUGCUUUAUUAUCGAAAACAUUUCUCCGAACACAUGUCACCCCCUCUUCUUGUUUUCACUUGUUCCACGUGUCCCCCAAAUCAACAAUAUUGUCCGCUCAACUUUAAAUAAUAAAAACGAAUGCCUUCCCUUCUUCUUCUACUCCUACUCUUUCUCUGUAUUCUCAUAGUUCCAAUUUCGGCGGAGCAUCUCAUCCAGGUCGCCGAGGACUUUAUCAAACUCCUCCAAGAAGCGGUCAACAACCAGAAUCUGGAGGAAAUCGGCGAUUUCUUCUGGGGAACCGUUCUCUAUCGGUCCAAUGGAGAGAGCCGAGAGUUGAGCAACUGUUAGUUCAGUUCACGUUAUCUUAUAUUCGACAAUAUCCAUUUCAGUGGAAGCGGUUCUCGAGAUUGCCAACAAAUGGAUCAUUGAACGUGUUCUCGAAGCAUCUUUUGUGGAGGAGCGGCGCGUCGAAGGAGUCCGAAUUCGAGUGGAGAUCGGAAUGGAAGAGGACGGAGAGAAAGACCUGGCGGAUGUGUACAUCGUCGAGUACAGAGAGGCCGACUUUAGAAUUCUGCAAGUGGAUCGUCGUGGUUAA